AUGAUGCAGAAUGAUCCUGUCCAUGAGAUUGGGGUGGACAAUGGGACCACAGUACAGGAGUUCAUUCUGCUGGGCUUCAGGGCUGGACGUCAGGGGCGCUGGCUCCUUCUCAUCUUCUUCGUGGUCGUCUACACCCUCACUUUGGCUGAGAACUUCGUUGUCAUCAUGAUAGUCGUUCGAGACUCUCACCUAGCCCGUCUUCCCAUGUACAUCCUGCUGAGCAACUUCUCCUGCCUGGAGAUAUGCUAUGUGAGCGCCACAGUGCCCCGGAUGCUCUAUGACCUGUCCUUCGCACAUGGGGUCAUCUCCUUCCACGCCUGCUUCCUCCAAUUUUACAACUUCUUCUCCCUUGGCAAUACCGAAUGCUUCUUCCUCUCAGCCAUGGCCAUGGAUCGCUAUUUAGCUAUCUGUCACCCACUGCGGUACUCAAAAAUUAUGUCUCAACAGGCCUGCUACAAAUUGGUAGCUGCUUGCUGGAUCUUGGGUUUCUUGUGGUAUGCUGUGCCGGUGUUCUUGAUCUCCAGGUUGUCCUUCUGUGGCCACAACACUAUCGACCAUUUUGUGUGUGAUCCUGGCCCCCUCUUUGCCUUGGCAUGCCCCCCGCUGGGGUAUGUACCCCUCCUCUUCAACAUCUCUGUCUCAUCUGUGGUUCUGGCCACCUUCCUCUUCAUUGUAGUCUCGUAUGCCUUCGUAAGUGUCACCCUGGUGAAAAGAUCUAGCCAAGGCAGCUCCAUGAAGGGCUUCUCCACCAUCUCUUCUCACCUAGCAGUGGUGAUGCUUUUCUAUGGCUCUGUGGUAGCUAUGUACGUCGGACCGAACGGAGAAGAUCAGGCAGAGGCUACUAAGGUUGUGACUCUCUUCUACUCUGCCAUCACCCCUCUGCUUAACCCCCUGAUCUACUGCCUUAGGAAUGACCAGGUGAAGGAAGCAAUGGCCAAACUCUUGCAAAGAAGGAGUAUGAAGUAG
Molecule: messenger RNA, 966 nt
Organism: Euleptes europaea (tarantolino)
Lineage: Eukaryota; Metazoa; Chordata; Lepidosauria; Squamata; Sphaerodactylidae
Product: olfactory receptor 11G2-like
Exons: 1
Coding region: 1-966 (321 amino acids)
Biological process (GO): G protein-coupled receptor signaling pathway
Cellular component (GO): membrane
Molecular function (GO): G protein-coupled receptor activity; olfactory receptor activity
Source: RefSeq, a predicted model, not a curated record